Messenger RNA from Rhopilema esculentum, 546 nucleotides. NCBI's taxonomy places the organism in Eukaryota, Metazoa, Cnidaria, Scyphozoa, Rhizostomeae, Rhizostomatidae. The record is from RefSeq and is a predicted model, not a curated record.
AUGUCUGGCCAACGCGGAAGCAUUCGCCACAGAAGUUCCAGCUUCUUCGACCUUGAAGAAGUAAAACUUCAUGUGCUUGAGAAACAUGCCUCUCCGAGUUUAAAAGGGAAGUUCGCCGUGACCCACGAAGAGAUUCCUGUUCAUAGCCGUUCGUCGUUAUCUGAAGAGGUUGGCGCGGUGAAGAAAAGGACGGGAAAAUCGUUUCAAAAUACUUUCCGGGUAGACCCGCCAAGUCUCUUUAAUCCUUCGAAAGUCAAGCAGAUUCUGGAAAAAGAGUUAAAGUUUCUCGAAAACAUUGAUUACGAGCCUGAGCAGGCAAGACUUACAGCUAUCGACCUCGCAAAUACUAUAAAAUCGCAAGUGAAGUUGCUUUUUCCGCGAUACAAAAGUGUUGUACAAGUCACAAUUGGUGGAAAAGGCAGUCAAGGAAUAAAGGUAGUAAGCAAAUUUUUCUGGGACCAAGAGCGAGAUAAUUACGCAUCACACACAGUUACGAGCUCUAGUAUUUUCGCCGUCGCUACUGUUUACGGCCUGUAUUACGACUAA